CAGCAGACCGAAAACAGAACCGCAUUGAGGCAUUGCCCGCAGACGCAAAAACACAUAUUACAUAAGAGGGCAAGACACAAUACCGUCAUGCAUUCCAUGGGAUUCCUUGUGGCACUCUCCAUCUGCCUGACGACGAUGAUGCCAGUCCUGUCCCAGCCACAGCCACAUCCACUCGCAGCCGCUGCAGGAGAAGCAGUUCCAACCACAGUCAGACCGAAACUCAUCAUCGAAGAGGAGGCAGAGCCGAUGAUCUAUCAGCGCAUCAUCGAACACCGUCCGAUCGCGUUGGGCCAGAACUAUUACAUCAAGCCGGGACAGAUAGUUGGCAGCAUUAACCUUGACUCGCAGAGCGUUCAUGUGAGGCAUGAUGAGGAGGGCCGCAAACCCAUAGCCAGCAAGCACAACAUCCUUUUUGUAGCAUAUGCCAAGGACUUGCUGAAAACUAGCCAGGCCAAGGAGUAGACCGCCCCUAGUUACGAGUAUACAUAAGUAAUACGAUACGAUGUUCUUUAAUACAAACUCAAAAGCAACUCUUCUGCAUCGAUUCUUCUUUGGGGCAUGGGAACCCAGCAUCCCGGCAUCCAUUCACUUUCGAAGCUACAAGAGAACUGAUCGCAAUCCCAAAACCAUUAUUCCAUUACGCACAACGAAAGCCGAAAAGUGUAAAGUAUUAUAUCUCUUAAAUGGAUACUCUAUAGCGCACAGAUGUCCAUAGUGUAUCCCUCGAUUUAGAUCUAGAAU
This is a messenger RNA of Drosophila miranda, 741 nucleotides long. RefSeq lists its product as uncharacterized. The record is from RefSeq and is a predicted model, not a curated record. The coding region runs from base 88 to 462 and encodes 124 amino acids. Lineage: Eukaryota; Metazoa; Arthropoda; Insecta; Diptera; Drosophilidae. The transcript has a single exon.